GGCUGCCACUGCAACCCCGGCCCCAUUCAUUCCGCCGGCUACCAUGCGAGAUCAUGGCCGCCUUCGGGCUUCUGAGCUAUGAGCAGAGACCGCUGAAGCGCCCCCGGCUCGGGCCGCCCGACGUCUACCCGCAGGACCCCAAGCAGAAGGAGGAUGAACUCACAGCUGUGAAUGUAAAGCAAGGUUUCAACAACCAGCCUGCCUUCACAGGAGACGAGCACGGCUCAGCCCGAAACAUUGUCAUCAAUCCGUCUAAGAUUGGAGCCUAUUUUAGCAGCAUAUUAGCUGAGAAGCUAAAGCUUAACACUUUCCAGGACACAGGAAAGAAGAAACCCCAAGUUAAUGCUAAGGAUAAUUAUUGGUUGGUCACCCCUCGGUCUCAGAGUGCGAUUCACGGCUGGUUCUCCGACUUAGCAGGAAACAAGCCACUUGCUAUUUUGGCUAAAAAGGUUCCCAUCUUGAGUAAGAAGGAGGAUGUGUUUGCCUACCUAGCUAAGUACUCGGUGCCAAUGUUGCGAGCCACGUGGCUCAUCAAGAUGACCUGCGCCUACUACUCCGCUGUUUCUGAAGCGAAGCUCAAGAAGCGCCAGACCACCGAUCCCAACCUGGAAUGGACCCAGAUAUCGACCAGGUAUCUUCGGGAGCAGCUGGCCAAGAUCUCUGACUUCUACCACGUGGCCUCCAGCAUGGGUGACGCCCCCGUGUCAAUGCCGCUGGAGGUGGAGCAGGCCCUGCAGCAGUGGGAGUACAACGAGAAACUGGCCUUCCACAUGUUCCAGGAAGGAAUGCUGGAGAAGCACGAGUAUCUGACAUGGAUCCUGGAUGUCCUAGAGAAGAUCAGGCCGAUGGAUGAGGAUCUCCUCAAGCUCCUGCUUCCGCUGAUGCUACAGUACUCGGACGAGUUCGUGCAGUCAGCCUACCUGUCACGCCGGCUCGCCUACUUCUGCACACGGCGCCUGGCCCUGCUGCUCAGUGACAGUGCUGGCCUCCUGGCAGCACCCUCACCCCAUGUACUCAUCGGCCCCCCCAGUGCGAGCCUUGGCGCCCCCAGCCCUGGUGCCCCAGGGCCUGGGGUGAGCUCUGCACAGCUAGCCUUCUCUGACUUCCUGGCAUGCGCCCAGCAUGGGCCCCUCGUGUACGGCCUCAGCUGCAUGUUGCAGACGGUCACGCUCUGCUGCCCAAGUGCCUUGGUGUGGAAUUACUCCACAAAUGACAGUAAGAGUGCCAGCCCUGGCUCCCCCUUGGAUCUGCUUCAGGUGGCACCGUCCAGCCUGCCUAUGCCUGGCGGGAACUCGGCCUUCAACCAGCAGGUCCGGGCCAGGAUCUACGAGGUGGAGCAACAGAUCAAACAGAGAGGCCGGGCUGUGGAAGUCAGGUGGUCUUUUGACAAGUGUCAAGAGUCAACAGCAGGGGUGACCAUUAGUCGGGUUUUGCACACAUUGGAAGUCUUGGAUCGCCACUGUUUUGAUCGGACAGAUUCCAGCAACUCUUUGGAGACACUUUAUCAUAAGAUUUUCUGGGCCAACCAAAACAAAGAGAACCAGGAGGUCGCCCCCAAUGACGAAGCAGUGGUGACACUCCUGUGCGAGUGGGCAGUGAGCUGUAAGCGGUCGGGCAAGCACAGAGCCAUGGCUGUGGCGAAGCUGCUGGAGAAGCGGCAGGCGGAGAUCGAGGCCGAGAGAUGCGGUGAAUCCGAGGUCUUAGAUGAGAAGGAAUCCAUUUCUUCAGCCUCACUUGCUGGAUCUAGUUUGCCUGUUUUCCAGAAUGUUCUGCUAAGAUUUUUGGAUACUCAGGCCCCCUCAUUGUCGGACCCUGACAGUGAGUGCGAGAAGGUGGAGUUUGUGAACUUGGUGCUGCUCUUCUGUGAGUUCAUCCGCCACGAUGUCUUCUCGCACGAUGCCUACAUGUGUACCCUCAUUUCCCGGGGGGACUUGUCCAUCACUGCCUCUACGCGGCCCAGGUCACCAGCUGGGGACAAUGUGGAUGAGCAUUACCCAAAGGACCACGAGGUGAAAAUGGAGGAGCAGACCAUCAUGGCGCACAUGGGCAUAGACUCAGGAGCCGCACAUAUUUUUGACGAAGUGGACAAGGGCAACUUUAAAACGGACUUUGGCUCAGAAUUUCCAAUUUUUUCUCCCAUGGCCGGAGAGCCCUGUGAGAUGACCAACCCUGCCCUGGGCAGGAGGAUGUCAGUGAAUGGGGAGAAGCUGCUGAAGAGAGACAAACCGAGGGAGCUGAUUUUUCCAUCCAACUAUGACCUCCUGCGGCACUUGCAAUAUGCCACGCAUUUCCCCAUCCCUCUGGAUGAAUCUUCAAGUCACGAGUGCAACCAGCGCACAAUUCUUCUCUAUGGCGUGGGCAGAGAGCGCGAGGAGGCAAGGCACCAGUUGAAGAAGAUUACCAAAGAUAUUCUGAAAAUCCUGAACAAGAAGAGCACCACCGAGAUGGGGGUCGGAGAUGAAGGCCAGAAGUCCAGGAAGAACAAGCAGGAGGCCUUUCCCUCCUUGGAGUCGGUGUUCACAAAACUGCAGCUUCUCUCCUACUUUGAUCAGCAUCAGGUGACCGCGCAGAUAUCGAACAAUGUGUUGGAACAGAUCACAAGCUUUGCAUCUGGCACAUCCUAUCAUCUCCCCUUGGCCCACCAUAUCCAGCUCAUCUUUGAUCUCAUGGAGCCAGCGUUGAACAUCAAUGGACUGAUCGACUUCGCAAUCCAGCUGCUCAACGAAUUGAGUGUGGUCGAAGCAGAGCUGCUGCUGAAGUCCUCCAGUCUGGCUGGGAGCUACACCACAGGAUUGUGUGUGUGCAUCGUGGCUGUCCUCAGGCGCUACCACAGCUGUCUCAUCCUGAAUCCUGAGCAGACGGCCCAGGUGUUCGAAGGGCUGUGUGGUGUGGUGAAGCAUGUUGUGAACCCCUCAGAAUGUUCUUCCCCUGAAAGAUGCAUCUUAGCCUACCUCUAUGAUCUCUACGUGUCCUGUAGCCACCUCAGAAGUAAAUUUGGAGACCUCUUCAGUAGUGCCUGUUCAAAAGUCAAACAAACCAUAUAUAACAAUGUAAUGCCUGCAAAUUCUAACUUGAGAUGGGAUCCAGACUUCAUGAUGGAUUUUAUCGAGAAUCCCUCUGCCCGAAGCAUCAACUACUCAAUGCUGGGCAAGAUCCUUAGUGACAAUGCAGCCAACCGCUAUAGCUUCGUCUGCAAUACGCUCAUGAAUGUAUGUAUGGGCCAUCAGGAUGCUGGAAGGAUCAAUGACAUAGCGAAUUUCUCAUCCGAGCUCACAGCCUGCUGCACUGUGCUUAGUUCCGAGUGGCUUGGUGUGCUCAAGGCCCUCUGCUGCUCCUCCAAUCAUGUGUGGGGGUUUAACGAUGUACUUUGCACUGUGGAUGUGAGUGACCUUUCAUUCCAUGAUUCAUUAGCUACUUUCAUUGCUAUUCUGAUAGCACGACAGUGUCUCUCCCUGGAGGACGUCGUGCAGCAUGUGGCACUGCCCUCCCUCCUCGCAGCAGCUUGCGGAGAUGCUGAUGCCGAGCCUGGGGCGAGAAUGACUUGCCGGCUCCUGCUCCAUCUCUUCCGUGCCCCCCAGGCCUGCUUAUUGCCUCAAGCCACAGGCAAACCGUUCCCAGGGAUCAGAUCAUCCUGUGACAGACACCUCCUGGCUGCAGCUCACAACAGCAUUGAAGUAGGAGCCGUGUUUGCUGUCUUAAAGGCAAUUUUGAUGCUAGGAGAUGCCAAAAUCGGCGCUAACAGUGUCACUUUAAAGAGCGAAGACUUUGCCAUGCGGGGCUUGCGGCGGGAGGGGAAUGCCGAGGAGCUAUGGACAGCCUCACAGAAUUCCAAAGCCUGUGGGAAGAGCAUCUCCGUAGAAACGGCCAAUUUGAGAGAAUAUGCCAGAUACGUGCUGAGGACAAUCUGUCAGCAGGAGUGGGUGGGAGAGCACUGCCUCCGAGAACCCGAGCGCCUGUGCACGGACAAAGAGCUCAUCCUUGACCCUGUGCUCUCCAAUAUGCAAGCCCAGAAGCUGUUGCAGCUCAUCUGCUAUCCGCACGGCAUCAAGGAGUGUGUGGAGGGGGACAACGUGCAGAGGCAACACAUCAAGCGCAUUCUGCAGAACCUGGAGCAGUGGACGCUGAGACAAUCCUGGCUGGAGCUCCAGCUCAUGAUCAAGCAGUGUCUGAAGGACCCUGGCUCUGGCUCCAUGGCUGAAAUGAACAACCUCUUGGACAAUAUUGCCAAGGCAACAAUUGAGGUGUUCCAACAGUCAGCUGACCUGAACUCAUCUGGGUCAGGCCUGGGUCUCUUUAACCCCAGUGGCCUGAGUGUCACCGACACGAGCAACUCAAGACAGAAUGGAAUCAAGACCUUCCUCAGUUCCUCUGAACGCAGGGGCGUAUGGCUGGUGGCCCCCCUCAUCGCUCGGCUGCCCACAUCUGUGCAAGGCAGAGUGCUGAAGGCUGCAGGGGAAGAGUUGGAGAAGGGGCAGCACUUGGGCUCUUCUUCCAAAAAGGAGAGAGACAGACAGAAGCAGAAGAGCAUGUCUCUGUUGAGUCAGCAACCUUUCCUCUCCCUGGUCCUGACCUGCCUCAAGGGGCAAGAUGAACAACGGGAGGGUCUCCUGACAUCUCUUCAGAAUCAAGUCAAUCAGAUUCUAAGUAACUGGAGAGAAGAGCGCUACCAAGAUGACAUUAAAGCAAGGCAGAUGAUGCACGAAGCACUGCAGCUCCGCCUGAAUUUGGUGGGCGGGAUGUUCGACACUGUGCAGAGGAGCAGCCAAUGGACCACAGACUGGGCCCUUCUGCUACUACAGAUCAUCACUUCUGGCACUGUUGACAUGCACACCACCAAUGAACUAUUCACCACAGUCCUGGACAUGCUGGGCGUGCUCAUCAAUGGGACCCUCGCCUCGGACCUCUCCAGCACCUCUCCGGGCGGGUCUGAGGAGAACAAGCGUGCUUACAUGAAUCUAGUGAAAAAGUUAAAAAAAGAGCUGGGAGAUAAGCGCUCGGAGAGCAUCGACAAAGUCCGGCAGCUGCUCCCGCUGCCCAAGCAGACAUGUGACAUCAUCACGUGUGAGCCCAUGGGGUCUCUGAUUGACACCAAGGGGAACAAAAUUGCUGGCUUUGACUCCAUAGAUAAGAAACAGGGCCUGCAGGUGUCCACAAGGCAGAAGGUCUCCCCUUGGGAUCUGUUUGAGGGCCAAAAGAACCCAGCGCUGUCCUGGGCCUGGUUUGGGACUGUCCGCGUGGACCGCAAGGUGGUCAAGUAUGAGGAGCAGCAUCAGCUUCUACUCUACCACACGCACCCCAUGCCCAGGCCCCGCAGCUACUACCUCGAGCCACUGCCACUGCCUCCCGAGGAGGAAGAAGAGGAGGAGGAGCCUUCCUCCCCCGUGUCUCAGGAACCCGAGCGCAAGUCUGCUGAGCUAUCAGAUCAGGGCAAGGCCACCACCGAUGAGGAGAAGAAAACCAGGGGCCGGAAGCGCAAGGCCAAGUCGGGCUCCAGAGCAGAUGAGCACCCUCAGAGCAGCCUGUAUAGAGUGCCUCCCAACUACUCGCCCAUCUCCUCACAGAUGGUGCCCCAUCCACAGUCCACCUUGUGGGGCUACAACCUCAUGGGGCAGCCACCGCAGCCUGGCUUCUUCCUGCAGAGCCCCUCUCUGACUCCAGGUGGCUCCAGGCUGGACCCCACAGGCCCCUUUGUGCCUACGAACACCAAACAGGCCCUGUCCAACAUGUUGCAGCGACGCUCCGGAGCCGUGCUGCAGCCACCCACCCUGCACGCCCUCAGCUCACAGCAGCAACUGCUGCAGAUGAAGCUCCUGCAGCAGCAGCAGCGGCUUCUCCGGCAGGCACAGGCACGGCCCUUCCAGCAGGCGCAGCCAGGGGAUCAGGCUGCUCUCUUUGCUGCACAGGCCCGGCCGUCCCCUCAGCCCCCUCAGUACCCAGGACUGCAGCACGCACAGACAGUGCCCCAGGGCUACACCAUGUACGGGACACAGAUGCCUUUGCAGCCAAGUCCUCAGUUGCCAGCUGGAAGUAUGGUCCUGUCUCCCGGCUAUAACUGCAGAUCCUACCCAGCCACUCACUCCAGCCCAGCACUUCUGGAGCGAUUCCGCCAGAUGCGGCAACAGCCAAGCAACUACCCAACACAGCAGGCCUCACCCUACCUACAGCCCCUGCCCAACUCUCAGAGACUGAACCAUCAGUCCCUGCAAAGCCCAAUGGUGGGUGCUGGAAUGGAGGCCAUGCUGCCCACAGCUCACCCCAGUCUCCCCCCUGGGUCCCUACCUCAGGACCCCAUGCGGUCUCGACAGCCACAGGUUCGACAGCAGCCGAGGGUCCUCCAGAUGCAGCAGCCUCAACCAUCAGCACAGCCCCAAAACAGUGCCCUUGGGCUACAGACCAUGCCUGCCCAGCAGCCUUUGUUCCCCCGCCAAGGCCUGCAGCAGACGCAGCAGCAGCAGCAGACGGCAGCCCUGGUGCGGCAGCUGCAGAAGCAGCUCUCAAGCAACCAACAAGGAGUGACCCCAUACGGACAUCCAUCACACUUCUGAACCACGAGACACAAGGACAAGAUACGGCAUGUGUGUUUGCACUGAAAAUGAGAGAAAAAAAAAAAGCAAAGUACAGGCAUCUACCAUCUUGCAAACAAGCCCCGUGUUCUUUCUGUUGGCGUUUUCCCAUC
Suncus etruscus (white-toothed pygmy shrew) is the source of this 6676-nucleotide messenger RNA. RefSeq names its product mediator complex subunit 12L (gene MED12L). NCBI's taxonomy places the organism in Eukaryota, Metazoa, Chordata, Mammalia, Eulipotyphla, Soricidae. Gene Ontology annotation, biological process: regulation of transcription by RNA polymerase II. Gene Ontology annotation, cellular component: mediator complex. The record is from RefSeq and is a predicted model, not a curated record. Gene Ontology annotation, molecular function: beta-catenin binding; transcription coactivator activity.